AAUUUUUGUGCGUUCACCCGUUUGCCCAAAGAUGGCAGUUGCAGAGGGAACUGCACGGCAGGUGUCAGUGGCUGAGUUGUCACAGGUUUUCGUCGAGGAGUUGGAGGGGCGCGACGACGAUGCUGACUGGGAGAUCGAGGAUUGGAGCAAAACCCAUGUGGUUCAAGAGUUGCGAAGGCUUGGAGCGAACGCUGAGUCCAUCAAACUGGGAGAUGAGGUUCGUUUGGUGUUCAGUGCGACACUUACGGCCUCGGUAGUCGACUUGUCCCCUGGUGUCGCAGCACAUUUCACAGAGGAUGGGAAACUGGCCUUCCUGGCCUUCAAUGUCUUGGAUGCGCGGGCCGCGCGACGCCUGGCACUGGCCAAGGAGUUCGACGUUUGUCGGAGGAGUUCGAGCCGAGCUAAGCAGAAAAUGCAGCCGACCUUGAAAUGGCCUUGAUCGAGAAUACGGAAUACAGCAAAA
Messenger RNA from Cladocopium goreaui, 463 nucleotides. The record is from the annotation of a GenBank genome assembly. NCBI's taxonomy places the organism in Eukaryota, Dinophyceae, Suessiales, Symbiodiniaceae.